CGAGCUUUGUUUUCGAAUGUUUUAUCCCUUUUUAUCGCAUUUUAUGAACUAAUAAUGUAGAAAAAGACAGAAACGGGCAACUAAUGAAUGUUGUACAAGCUGACGGAAAAGAAGGAUCGCGAAUAAAAACCACAUCGCUUUUGUUCAAAAGUGUAAACAUUGUUGUGUGUUGGUUUUCCAUACAUUGAUGUGAUAUAUUAGUUUUAUUCAGCUAAUCCUACGAUGGACCUCCUGAGUCUACCAGUUGUUGUGGUGGAAAAAAUAUUUUCAUAUCUGACUUACGAUGAAAUUGCAAAGAAUAGAUUGGUGUCAAAAGCAUUCAAUGACAUAUGCACCCGUCUGUUGAACCGUGGCUUCCUCAUGAUCGAGCGGAGGCAUGCGCUCGCCCUUAAGAACGUCAAAGCGCAACUGCCUAGGAGGGAGUCGGAACGCAGAUACCACCCACUGUCGCGCCACUGCGACAUCCUCACGUCGAUAGAGACGAGAAUAUCAAUGCUCAACAUGACAUACUCCAAGUUUAUAGACAGUGGCAUGUGCUGCUUCAUACCGGGGCGGGUGAUCGACGAGAUGCGGCGCGUGCUGGCGCUGGUGGAGACGCAGCAGACGCCGCCGCGCGCGCACGAGGCGCUGCAGGAGCUGCGCGACAUCUCCAGCAUGGCCAUCGAGCACUUCGACGACCAGGUGUCGCCCGCGCUGCGGCAGCGGCUGCAGGCGCGCCAGCCGCCGCCCCGCCCGCCGCCAGGCGUGCUGGCGCCGCUGGCCGUCAGGCAGGAGAUGCUGCAGCUGCGACGCCAGUCCGUGCUCAACGCGAAGCUGUCGCUCUACCUCGCCGGACAGUACAGCAAGUUCUACAAACGGACGUUAGACUACAAGAAACUGGCUUGGAGGCAAAGCAAAACCAUUAGGAGGCUGUUGAACAAGCAGCGAGAACAGGACGCGGCUAUAGCGGACCUGAAGCGCCGCAUCGAAGAGUGUGACAUAAAGUACAGCGAGCUCACGCACACCAACCAGGCGGCGGGAGGGAAGGCCUUGCCCCCGGGUGUGGGUGCAAGUGAUGCGGUUGGUGUCCCGGGCAGUGGAGGGGGAGUGGGGGCCGGUCUGCGUCACUUCGGCAGCCAGAUCAAGCUCGACCUGUCCGUGCUGCCCAUCGGCACCGGCAAGCGGUCGCAGGGGAAGCUGUUACCAAACAUCAAACCGCGUAAGCCCCUAAUCAAGCUGCCGAGCCUGUCAGACGAGCCCCCCGCUAAACAGAUGAAGAUGGACGAUGCCCCAUCCACAUCACAGAGCCCCCGCAGCAAAUCCCUGUCGACCAUCGCCAAGAUACGGGGCAUCACCAACGAGAUCCGCCACCUCACGAACUUGACCAAUUUCGAGGGUAAACUAAAACGCACCUUAAGUCUAACGUCGUUGGAUCUAAUUGAAAGUGAAUGCAAAAAACAGAAGUUAGAUUAAGUUUUUUCAAGUAAUACCUAGACAUUAAUGAUAUAUAACGUUUUGUCCAUAUUGUUAUUUUGAAUCGUAUUAUUAGAGCUUCAUUUGGGGUAUAAGAGAAAUAAAGCCAAGCGCUUUAUAUAUUGUGUAUGACUAUAAAGAGAUAUCGUUUAAACAUUGCUGGGUUUUUUAAUUCCUUUUUAACUAUGCUUUUGUAAUCUGUUGUUUACAUACCUUUAUAUUUAUGGUGGUAAAAUAACGUAAGGAAUUUAAGUGAAUGGCAUACUGUAAGUUAUAGUGUGGUGAUGGUAAAAAUUAAAUGAAGUCAUGGGAAAAAUACUAUAUUCUAACAUACUGGUUACUUUUUCACCUUUAA
Messenger RNA from Galleria mellonella (greater wax moth), 1807 nucleotides. It is a transcript of the gene pall, whose product is annotated as F-box only protein 28. Lineage: Eukaryota; Metazoa; Arthropoda; Insecta; Lepidoptera; Pyralidae. The record is from RefSeq and is a predicted model, not a curated record. Bases 223 to 1452 code for a protein of 409 amino acids. Gene Ontology annotation, molecular function: protein binding. Gene Ontology annotation, biological process: protein polyubiquitination. The transcript is spliced from 9 exons.